GUUUUGGUAAAAUUGAGUGGUUUUUUUGUGCUGAGAUUUUAGUUUAGAAGGAGUAAAGGUUUGACUAGGGGAUAUGAUAAUUAAACGGAACUUGAAAUCAGCAAUGCCGAGUCUGAAACGGUGUCGAGUCGGUGACUCGGUUGGUGAGGACGACGAAAAUUCGGGGAAUCCGAAGAAAAGGAAGGUAAAGAACGGCUAUUAUCCUCUGCAUCUCCUCGGAGAGGUCGCCGCCGGUAUAAUUCCUUUCAAUGGUUAUGGACUCAGUCGCUUAUUAGCCGCUGGUGGUGACGGUCGCUUGGCGGCGGCGAGGUGGUGUACAGAGGAUGAGGUAGAAUCUACAUCGAAUGCGGAUGAGGGGAUGAAAGAGAGCUGCGAUCGGGUGCAGGAGACUUCACGGCCGCCUCUGGUGAGGACGUCGCGGGGGCGUGUUCAGGUACUCCCUUCUCGAUUCAAUGACUCAAUUCUUGAUAACUGGAAGAAAGAGAAGAGUAAACCUAAUGCAAAAGGAUCCAAUUUGGACCCUGAAUUCACACCUUAUGAAGAAAAAUUCAGCUUCAAAAACCCCAAAAUACGCAGACAAAUUGGAAAUACAAAGCUUAAUCACGACAAAUUUGGCUAUCAAUGCCGGAAAUUUCACCCAUUGUUAGAGCAAGAUAGAGAGGAGUUCGAGUGUCAGGGAUUGAAAAGUUUUGACGUUAGAAAGUAUUCUACAUCACGGAGUUCAUUAACAUCACUGCAUGAGCAUUUGGCUGACAAUGAGAGGUUUCCAAAUGAGGAAGUAGAGGAAGCUAUUGAUUUGAGCCGCAUUAAUGGAUUGUUGGAGGAGGAGAAGGAAGGGAGAAAAAAUGGGGUAUAUGGGCCGGAGGAUUUUGUUUCAGGUGAUAUUGUUUGGGCUAUACCAGGGAAGCACUGCCCAGCUUGGCCGGCCAUUGUCCUUGAUCCGGAAACGCAAGCGCCCCAGCAAGUUCUGAGUUUUAGGGUGGUUGGUGCUGUUUGCGUGAUGUUUUUUGGUUACUCUGGGAAUGGAACACAGAGGGGGCAGAUUAACUUGAAUGAUAGCAAGCCCAGCGAUCUUCGAUCUGCCAUAGAGGAGGCAUUCCUUGCAGAAAAGGGCUUUAAUGAAAUGUUGAUGGUCGAAAUCAAUGCCGCAGCUGGGAAUCUAGAUUAUCUUGCAUCUCUUCCUAGAGGGGUACUAGAGGCUACUGAUUCGAAUCAGGAUCAGGAAUGCAACUCCCAGAACCAGGCAAGUUGCAUUACAGUGCAGGCUUCCGGUCUGUAUCAUCAGUAUUUGGGCAACAGGCUUAUAUCAGUAACUUCAGGCAUUUUCCCGGGAUAUUUUAUAUGA
Molecule: messenger RNA, 1345 nt
Organism: Ilex paraguariensis (yerba mate)
Lineage: Eukaryota; Viridiplantae; Streptophyta; Magnoliopsida; Aquifoliales; Aquifoliaceae
Source: the annotation of a GenBank genome assembly